AUGAAUGGCACGCCGUAUGCCCCUCAAAGGCACAUAAACGACCACUACAAGAUCGUCGGCUUCAUCAGUAGCGGAACAUACGGACGCGUCUACAAAGCAGAGGCCAAGAUACCUAAUAAUGCCCAGGCCAACAAUCCCGCCAGGCAUCCUGAUGGCAGGAUCAUCGAGGCAUUCGCCAUCAAGAAAUUCAAACCUGACAAGGAGGGCGAGGUCCAGUACACCGGCAUUUCUCAGUCAGCGAUUCGCGAAAUGGCCCUCUGCACGGAGCUCAGUCAUCGAGCGAUGAUACACCUGGUCGAAAUCAUCCUCGAAUCCAAGAGCAUUUAUAUGGUUUUUGAGUAUGCCGAGCACGAUUUGCUUCAGAUAAUCCACCAUCACAGCCUGGUCCCACGAACGCAUAUACCCACGUCGUCCCUGAGGUCGAUCAUGUAUCAGAUCUUCUCCGGUCUGCUCUAUCUGCAUCGAAAUUGGGUGAUCCACCGCGAUCUCAAGCCCGCCAACAUCAUGGUCACGUCCGGUGGGGCGAUCAAAAUCGGCGAUCUUGGCCUGGCACGUCUCUUCUACAAGCCACUGCACCCACUGUUCUCUGGCGAUAAGGUCGUCGUUACCAUCUGGUACAGGGCGCCAGAACUGCUGUUGGGAAGCCGGCAUUACACGCCAGCUAUCGACCUUUGGGCUGUAGGCUGCAUCUUUGCUGAGCUACUUAGCCUCCGGCCAAUGUUCAAGGGCGAGGAGGCGAAACAAGAUUCCAAGAAGGCGGUUCCUUUUCAGCGCAGCCAGAUGACCAAGAUCGCAGAAGUCUUGGGCAUCCCGAAGAAGAGUGACUGGCCGCUGCUAUCGGCAAUGCCAGAGGUCGGGAGCCUCGCAAGUGUCAGCUUGCAUGCCCCCUCCACAAAUCGACCGCUGGGUUUGGAGAAGUGGUACAGCAACAUGCUUCAGAAUAAUGCAUACGGGCCGUCAUCACCGGCGCCAGACAACAGCGCCCUUGACCUGCUCCGGAAACUCCUCGAAUAUGAUCCGCUGAAAAGGUUGACUGCAGAGGACGCGCUGAAGCAUCCAUAUUUCACGGGCAGUGGGAAGCUGCCUUCGUGGAAUUGUUUUGAGGGCUUGGAGACAAAAUAUCCACCUCGAAAGGUUACGCCCGAAACACAAGAACUCAGCAACGGAAGUCUUCCAGGAACGAAAAGAAGCGGACUACAAGAUGAUUCACUGCUUCGUCCACCUCAGAAGAAACUGCGCGACGGUUAA
Molecule: messenger RNA, 1248 nt
Organism: Dissoconium aciculare CBS 342.82
Lineage: Eukaryota; Fungi; Ascomycota; Dothideomycetes; Mycosphaerellales; Dissoconiaceae
Product: serine/threonine protein kinase, CMGC family, CDC2/CDK subfamily
Exons: 1
Coding region: 1-1248 (415 amino acids)
Biological process (GO): protein phosphorylation
Cellular component (GO): mediator complex; nucleus
Molecular function (GO): cyclin-dependent protein serine/threonine kinase activity; ATP binding; RNA polymerase II CTD heptapeptide repeat kinase activity
Source: RefSeq, a predicted model, not a curated record